AUGGCCGACGCCGUCCACACCCGGACGCGCGCAGACGCGGCCUCGUCAUCGAAGGGAGGUGUCAUCGGCGUCGAGGCGGCGAUGUUGUCGAUAUCAUCGUGCGCUAACCGCGCGGCGACGUCGCUCGGCGCGACGACAUCGGCCCGCUCGUCGGGGGCGACGUCAUCGUCCACGCGCCAGCCGGGACGUCACCCACCUCGCCGCUCGCUCGUGGUCUCGAAGGCGUCGACCGGCGGCGGCGACGGCGGCGACGACGACGACGACGUCAAGCGGAGCAACUACAAGGAGACGUCGGGCGCGGUCAAGGGCCUGGUCAGCGGCCUCACGGCCGUGGUGAACGCGUUCGGGGUCGGAGGCGGUGACGUCGCGUCAUCGGGGUCGUCCGGCGCGACGAGACGCGAGCGCAGGGAGGCGCGGCCGCCGCCUUCCACGCCGCGGAAUCCGACCGCCCUCGCCGCGGACAUCGCGCGCGAGUUCACCGAGGCCAAGUACCUGUGGACGGGCGACAUCAACCCCGAGAUGUACGACUUGUACUGCACGUUCACGGACCCGACGCUCUCCUUCGCGGGGCUGGAGACUUUUCAGAGGAACCUCGCCAACCUGCAGCCCGUGCUGAGCCGGCUGGUCAGGGACAGCGACGUCGAGCUGUACUCGUGCGAGCUGGCGGGGGACGGGAAGGGCGGCGGCGGCGGCGGCGCGGUGCGGGCGAGGUGGAGGAUGACGGGCAACCUGCGGGUGCCGUGGCGACCGCGGAUAGACCUCGAGGGGCAGACGACUUUUACCUUUAAGGACUACGGCGGCGACCGAGGGUGCCUGAUCACGGCGUACCAGGAGGAGUGGGGGCUGUCCGCGGGGGAGGCUGUGAUGCAGCUCGUGACGCCGUUCAAGUGGUAG
Molecule: messenger RNA, 894 nt
Organism: Micromonas commoda
Lineage: Eukaryota; Viridiplantae; Chlorophyta; Mamiellophyceae; Mamiellales; Mamiellaceae
Exons: 1
Coding region: 1-894 (297 amino acids)
Source: RefSeq, a predicted model, not a curated record